Molecule: messenger RNA, 2002 nt
Organism: Blepharisma stoltei
Lineage: Eukaryota; Ciliophora; Heterotrichea; Heterotrichida; Blepharismidae
Source: the annotation of a GenBank genome assembly
AUGAAAAAGAAGAUAACCAAAAAGCCUGUAAUACCUGCUAAAAAACCAUCAAAAUUGGUGCGGGAAGUAGAAGAGGAUCUUCCACAAACCGAAGAAGAAAAAGAACAAAUUCCUAUGAACCCUACUCAAAACGUUCUUAUUCAUCCAACGGUAUCAAAAGUUCAAAGACCUAGAAAGGUAGCCCCAAAAAGCAAGAUGCCUAAACAAAUGAUGCAAAAUGUUGUUUUAUCGGAAGAAGAAGCUGAGAAAAUGCCAGGAAAAGUUUUUGAUGAUGACGAACCAUUACCUGUAAAGCCAGCAGAAGAAGCAAAAAAAUCUUCAGAAGAAACAAAAUCUCCUUCUGAGUCCACUGCAACCCCUAAAGAAACUAAUCGCUUAAAUAUUUCAAUGAAAUUUGCAAUGAAUUAUUUGCAGCUGAAAAGCACAGAUGUGCAAGAAGUUCCAUGCUGCUUAAGCCUUGAAGGUCUUGAAGCAGAAGAAGAGGAAUCAAAACAGCAAGCAAGGUCAGGAAUUGAUGUAAUUUGCGUGCUUGAUGUAAGUGGAAGCAUGUCUGGCGACAAGCUUGAGCUGGCUACAAAAACCUUGGAGUUUAUGGUAACUCAGCUCGGCCCAUAUGAUCGUGCUAGCAUCGUUACUUUUAGCGAUGACGCUUAUAAACUUUCACCCUUAACUUGUAUGAAUGACGUUGGGAAAGAAAAAUUAAAUAAAAAAAUUAAAGCAAUUCGUGUCAUUGGAGGAACUGAAAUUAUUAAAGGGCUGAGAUGCGGGCUUCAAAUUCUAGCUGGAAGAAAACAGUUUAAUUCAGUAACUUCGAUUGUUUUAUUGACUGAUGGGAUUGAUAACAACCAAGAAACUGCAAUGGGUAGAUUGAGGGCUGUUAUAAGGGAAUAUGAUCCAAAAGUUGUUACUCAGUACUCAAUUCAUACAUUUGGAUAUGGGUCUGAUCAUGAUGCACACCUCAUGAAUGCUAUGGCUGAAGUAAAAAACGGAGGAUUUUACUUUGUUGAAAAAGAGGACUCGAUACCUGAAGCGUUUUCUAAUUGUUUAGGAGAGCUCAUGUCCGUUGUGGCUGACCAAAUUCAAGUACAACUCCAAACACAGGCUUGCGAUAUCCCAUUUGCAUUAAGAAAAGUUUAUAGUGAAACUGGAGACAGCAGCUUUAGGAUGCCACCAGUGCUUUCUGGAAGCAAAAAAGAAGCGAUUUUUGUGCUUAAACCCCAUCUUUGUGAGUAAGAGAAAAUUGAAAAAUUCUACAUUUUUGGAAAUCAAUUUCUCUUCUAAUUGUAAAGAAUUUAAAUAUAAAAUAUUUUGUAUAAAAUUUUCGAUAUAAAGUUAUAUAAAUAAAUAGCUAAUUCAAUUAUUUUUAAGUAUCUUUCAUUUCAAAAUAUAAAAUAUUAUUAUUAUUAUAAAUAUAAAAAAAUUGAUAUGAAAUUUAACCACUCAUUCAAAGAGGUGGAGAACUAGCUUUCCACCAUGCAAUAUUCGUGUUCCAGAAAAUCACCAAAUCCAGCCUAUAAAAGCAAGCAUUACUUAUAGAGUUCCUCAAACUGGUGAAGAAGUAAAAGAGCAAGCAUUUUUGAUAAUAAAUGUAUUUAAUGAAGACCAUAUAAUAGAUGAAAUCGAGUUGGAUGAAGAUGUGAUGAUCAAUUUUUAUAGAGUUAAAGGAGCUGAAAUAUUAAAAGAAGCCGGAGAUUUUGGAGAUCAGGGCAAAAUGCAAGAAGCAAGAGACUGUUUAGCGAGAGGUGCUCAGGAGCUAAGAAACAGCGUUGUUGGUGGGAAUGAGUUAAUUCAAGUUUUGAUAGCGGAUAUUGAAAAUUCCGUCAGUAGAUUUGCUGAUAGGCAAGUAUGGGAGCACGGAGGUGCAGCUGAUCUGAAAUCCAAAGCAAAUGGACAUUGGGCUAAAAGAGGGCCAUCAAAUGCGAUUUACCAAAAUAAAUGUCAAAAAACAAUGUCUAAGAAAUCAAAAGCAUAUUUUGGAGGAGAAGAAAUGGAAGAGGAUUAA